UGCUAGAUUACAAAACACGUCUACCUGAGUCAUAAAGUUAAAACAGGCGCACCAAAACCGUCCACACAAUACACGUAUUAUAUAGUGUAAGUCUCGACUAUUUGAGUCCGUUUUAUUGGCCUUCGUAUUGAUAGGAACCCAGACAACUUGGAUUGUUAUUCGUGAUGGCGGACGCUCAGCUCUUCAAUGACAUCUACAAUUACCACGGUUGUGUCGAGAAGGGCAAGAAGGAUCUCUGGGGCGAAAAGCGCUACCAAACCCUGCUAGAGCGUAAAGAUGUCGGAGCCCUGUCUGUCGAUGCAAUGAAAACUUUGUCAGUGGGCAAGUACCAGAACAAAUGGUGUGGCAUGCCUCUUAUGAAGGGCGCAAUAGAAACAACUACCUACCAGUUACUCCUCCAAGAAGAGAAACCAGUCACCAUCAUCGAGCUAGGAACAUGGCAAGGCACGAGCGCCGCCUGGAUGGCCGACCUCUCCAAAGUAUUCGGCCAAAAGGCGCACGUUUACUCCGUAGAUAUUGAUAACGGGUUGCUAAACGAGAAAGCUAGGAGGGAUAAUGUUACCUUCAUUCAAGGUGACUGUAUGAAGAUAGAGGAGGUGUUUCCAGACGACAUGUUAAAGAAUCUACCUCACCCGUGGUUCAUCAGUGAAGAUGCGCACGUCAAUGUUGUCGGAGUGUUGGAACAUCUAUUACGAUUCGCACAACCAGGUGACAUGAUAUGUGUCGAAGAUACCAGCCCGGACGGCCCAGAUUUCCCGUGCUACGAUACCGACGACUACAGAACAUUUGGACAUGAAAAACUGAACCAACUGAAAGACUUCCUGAAACGAAAUGCACAAAAGGUUAAAAUUGACAGAUUGUAUACAGAUCUGUUCGGCUACAAUGGCGGGCUGAAUUGGCACGGCUAUAUGAAGGUAUUUUAAUGGCAGUCCAACAUUUGACAACAGAAACCAUGAUAGAAAUUAUCCAUUCAUGAUGAGCUGACGAAAUUAAACCCAUUCGUUUUGAUUGACAACAUUGAUAUCGUGUUUCGGGACAGCGUUACAACUGGCGCCAACGCCACCUGAAACCAACCAAUGCGACUAAAACCAACCACUCGCAAAUGGCCAAUGAAAGUGUUGGUGUAACAGUAAAAAAUUUGACUGUUUUUACCCUAUUCUGUGUCCCAGAAAGCAAUAGUUCUUAUUUUCAUCAAGGAACUGUACAUCGGACUUGUAUUCUCAUAUGUGAUGAGAUCGACAGAAAUACUUUUUUUAAAUUGCUCAAGCAUUGCUUUUCUUUGAAGUCACCUUCGUCAUCUAGUAGGCUGCAGUAGAACUCUGCGCCGCCAUGCAAGAACCAUAUAAUCAUUUCCGUUAUUCGAAGAUCGUUAUAGAUUUGAGGUGAAAAUUGCAGAUUGUGACAAAUUUUAUUUUGUAUAAAGUUUGCAUAUAUAAUGUUCACCUCAUAGAAUUAUGUCAUUUCCCAAGUGUUGUUGAUUGUUUGGAAAUAAAAUUUAGGAAGUGACUAUUUGGCAA
Lineus longissimus is the source of this 1517-nucleotide messenger RNA. RefSeq lists its product as uncharacterized. The transcript has 6 exons. Gene Ontology annotation, biological process: lipid biosynthetic process. Lineage: Eukaryota; Metazoa; Nemertea; Pilidiophora; Heteronemertea; Lineidae. Gene Ontology annotation, molecular function: methyltransferase activity. The record is from RefSeq and is a predicted model, not a curated record. The coding region runs from base 165 to 923 and encodes 252 amino acids.